Molecule: messenger RNA, 994 nt
Organism: Drosophila willistoni
Lineage: Eukaryota; Metazoa; Arthropoda; Insecta; Diptera; Drosophilidae
Exons: 2
Coding region: 55-729 (224 amino acids)
Biological process (GO): muscle structure development; actin cytoskeleton organization
Cellular component (GO): adherens junction; filamentous actin; stress fiber
Molecular function (GO): actin binding; muscle alpha-actinin binding
Source: RefSeq, a predicted model, not a curated record
UUAGCACCGUGUGUGUGUGUGUAUUGUUGUGUGCCCACUGUUGAGAUCAAGACAAUGUUUGAUUCAAAGAUUCGGGUGCCCAAAUAUGAUUCGGAGGCUUUCGACAAUGUCGAAUAUGAGCUCCAGAUGACAUACACCUUGGAGACGGAUAGGCGAAUCAUGAGCUUCUAUGACGCCAUGUGGGGCAUGGAGGUAUCCGGCGGAAGUGAUCAGGAUGAACCCCUGACCAUUGUCAGUGUAUCGGCUACAGGUCUAGCAAAGCGUGCUGGCAUGCGAGUCGGUGAUGAGAUAACUCAGAUCAAUGAUGUGCCAGCCUUGGAGAUGACCUUUAACGAGGCCCUGCAAUUGUUUCGCAAAUCCUCACGUUAUGUUAGAGUCUAUGUUCGGGGCGAUGAUGAUGCUCCAGGCGAAGAGGAUUGGACGUGUGACUGUUGGUUUAAGCCUCGCAAGCCAUGGCGACGUGACUUUACGCCCAUUGUUUGGAGCUUCCCCUGGAAUGAUCGCCGCAAGCCCGUGUACAAGGAAUCCAAUUGUUUUAUGGUGCCAAGUAAAAUGGAGGAGAAAAUUCGUCAGCGCCGUGCGGCAACAUCGGCAGUUCAUAAAAAGGAUGAGGCUGCCCCACAUACACGUUCCCUAACGCCGACGCCACGUCCCAAAAACCAGCCAGGACCCAAUCUUCUCGAGAGCGUAUUGCGUCCUCGAGGCCCUCCACCUAGGGACUUGGUUUAAAUGCAUUCGCAUUACCGACGGUUAUAAAUUGAAAAUCGGAAAACUGCAAAUUGGCAGAACCGAAUCUGCUAUAGUGUGUUCCUCAAGGCACAAGAACUGAUUUCUUGGCCAAUUUGAGCCUGUUAGGCAGUCGCAGUGAUAGGCUCUAGUGGGGGAAAUGAAAUUUCGUAGAUUGUUUCAUCAUAAAUGGAAUUUUGACGAAAUUUAUAAUAGGAAAAUUUUCGAUUAUGCAAAAAUAAAUGAUGAAAACUAAUUAAUUAAUAGA